AGGCUAUUCAAUACACUACUAUACUGAGUCCUUUUGGAGAAGGCUAUUCAAUACACUACUAUACUGAGCCCUUUUGGAGAAGGCUAUUCAAUACACUACUAUACUGAGCCCUUUUGGAGAAGGCUAUUCAAUACACAAUUCAAAUAAUAUACCCGUGUGUAGCUGUGUUAUCUGUGUUCUUUUCUGUGGUAGAGGGUUUCAGUUGUCUACGUGGCCAGACAGAGAUAAAUCAGGCUAGAGUCUGAGUGUGUAAACAGGAACUGCUUCAGGCUAAGGAGGAAUGGGGUGGAAAUGGAGAGGAGUGAGGUGGACAUCAUGUCAUCAAUGUGACAAUAAAACUAACAAACUGAGGGCUGACCCAAGGGUGCGGAAGACAUGUGUUUUACGUAAUGGGCUUGGAGACGGUCAGACUGUACUCUGUGAUUGGGGUCAAUGAAGGUCUUUAGAUGUUGUGCUAUCUGACAUUCUGACCUGCCCACAAUUUAAAGCUUUCAUCUAGACUUUUACUGCUAGUCUUCGUUGAAAGUUGGUUUGGUGGAAGUUGGUGAGGGUGGAAUACCUAACCAACACAGUAGACACAAGAGAGGAGAGUCUCAAAUGGGAAGGGUUCUAUCAACAAUAUUAGAUUUGACUUUUGAUAUGUGAAAUGAUCACAUGUAAGACUGAAAUCGAUGACACGUCUGUUCUGAAACCCAACACACAGGGUGGAAGGUACGGGGCUGUUUUGACUGAGCACAUCAGUUUGGUGCUCGCCUACAUCUUGUGGAAAUGUCACGGUGAAGCUUAGCGCGCGCGCGUGUGUGGUUUGUACCAACAUGCAUUGCAGUUAGACACUACAUUGCACAUCGUAUCCUGUUGAAGUUACAGUUGCCAUGGCGUCACUGUUUACCGGAAGAUUUCGGUGAUACUAUCAAUGUGUCCCUGUGUGUAGCGGAAUAUAGUGAAUCAUGGAUGAGAGGCGGGAAGAACCUGAUGGCCAAGGCGUUGUACGACAACGUCCCAGAGUCCCCAGAGGAGCUGGCCUUCCGGAAAGGGGACAUCUUAACAAUCAUUGAGCAGAACACGGGUGGCCUGGAGGGGUGGUGGCUCUGCUCGCUACACGGCCGCCAGGGCAUCGCCCCGGGCAACCGCCUCAAGCUGCUGAUUGGUCCAAUGUUCGACGCCCAGUCCCCUAUCGCCCAAUCAUCACCUAUAGGCUCGGCCUACCAGCAGAAGGCCGUGUCAUCGUCCCAGGGGCUGUACCAGGUGCCCCCGUCCCUCCAGAGCCCGGGGCAGCAAGGGAUCUACCAGGUACCCCUGGGACAAGAUGUGUACCAGGUCCCCCCUCAGAGGAAUGCCCUGGCUGCAGACAACACCCCCAGCAAGGUGGUGAUCCCGACAGGAGUGGGACAGUCCUAUGCCUACAGCGCUGGUCAGCAUAACCAACAGGACCUCUAUGACGUUCCUCCAAUGAGACCACAGGGGGUGUAUGACAUUCCUCCUGGGAAACUGAUGGACUCACACUCUCCCGGACAACAUGGGAAUGCUCGUCCCCAAGGAGGAAUCUAUGAUAUUCCUCCAUCCACUCAAAUGGACCCUCGGACACAAGGGGUUUACGAUAUCCCUCCCUCCACACAAGGGGUGUACUCUGUGCCUCCCUGCUGGAACACCCCAGCCCUCCAGGAGGGGAACUACGAUUUCCCCCAGCCUCUCAAACAACACAAACAACAGGAGGGCAUCUACGACGUACCCCCUCCCACCUUUACCAAGCCCUCAGCCUCCCUGUCCCCCCAGUCCAACUAUGACUUCCCCCCCAGUUCCCAGCCAAUUGGCCCCCACCACCUCCAACGCCCCAUCGCCAAUGACAACGAGGGAAUCUACGACGUGCCGCCCCCCUCCCACCAGCUCUCUGGGGCGGUGCCUCGGGGGGACCUGUAUGACAUCCCCAGGGGGAUGCAGCAGCCCCCCUCCCAGCACCGCUCCACCCCCCAGGAGAGGGACAGGGGGAAGGGCCAAGGCAUAUAUGACAUCCCCCCUGCUCUGGGGGACGUGACUGAUGGGGUGAAUCGCCUGUCCUUCUCCAGUACGGGCUCCACACACAGUUCCAUGUCCACCUCCUCCACCUCCACGGUCUCCAGCGCUGAGGGCCGGCUGGCCCUGGAUGUGAACCAGGCCGUCCAGAGGCUGUGCCGCCAGCAGCAGGCGGUAGAGGCCUCAGUCGGGGCCCUGCAGAGCCUGGCCUCUUCCCCCCACUGGAGGACUUACCCUUUCAUGGAGCGCCAUACCAACGAGGUGCGCACCGUGCUGGACCGAGUGCGGGCAGCCCUGGCAGACUUUGUGGUGUUUGGGAGGGGUGCUGCGGCCAACGCCACUGCCCUGUCAGACCCCAGCCUGCACAGUAAGCUAAGGAGGCAGCUGGGUAGGCUGGAGGACUCCCAGCAGAUCAUCCUGCAGACCUACCAGAGCCUGGAGAACUGCGGCUGGGCCCUCAACACCGUGACCACCUCCAGCGCCUCCAAGCACCAGAUCAAGAGUGACGACCUGGAUCGCUUUGUCAUGGUGUCCAGGACGGUGCCCGACGACGCCAAGCAGCUGGCCUCCUCCGUGGGGGGUAAUGCUGAGCUGCUAUUUAGACGAGCACCCACCAUGAACGGGUCCUCCUACCCCAGGGGUGGUACGCCCGAGGAGGCCGUCAUCCACCCUCUAACCUCUCCACCCUCAGAUAGUGAUAACUACAGGGGCCACACCAAGCCCUUUCCUGUGCCCUCCAGCCAAGACAAAGGCAACAUGAACAAUAGUGAGAAGUGUGUUAAGAGCUGGAUGGAGGACUAUGACUACGUCCAUCUGCAGGGAAAAGAGGACUUUGAGCGUCAGCAGAAAGAGCUCCUGGAGAAAGAGAACAUCAUUAAACAGAGCAAGGUGCAGCUGGGACAGGAACAGAUGAACCAGUUCAAGCAAUUGGAGCAAGAGGUGAUUAAACCAGUGGAGAAUGACAUCACACAGUGGAUCUCCCACCAGCACCCGACAGGCCCCUCCUCCUCCCCGUCAGACACCUCCUCCUCUCCCUCCCCCUCCCUGACAGGAGGCAGGGCCCAGCUGUGUGGGCGGGACCGUCAGCUGCUGGGCUUCUACGCAGAGCAGUGCCAGCAGCACUUUGUCACGUUGCUCAAGGCCGUGGACGCUUUCUUCGGCUGCGUGGGCGCUGGUCAGCCGCCCCGCAUCUUUGUGGCACACAGCAAGUUUGUCAUCCUCAGCACUCACAAACUGGUAUUUAUUGGGGACACUCUGUCCAGGCAGGCAGCCACGCCCGAGGUGGCCAACCGGGUGAUGAACUCUAGCAAUGUGCUUUGCGACCUGCUGAAGACUGUGGUGGGAGCCACUAAGACGGCCGCGUUGCACUACCCCAACACAGCCGCCGUUCAGGACAUGGUGGACAGAGUCACGGAUCUCUCACACCACGCUCAACAGUUCAAACAACAGUUGCUGCAGAUGGCUGCUUUGUGAUAGUUUGUGUUGUCACUACCUGAUCCCUUCUAUUGCACCAUAGCAUCCUAUGUGUAUAUACCGUAUAUAUAUAUAUCUAUAUAUGUAUAUUGCUCGUUGUUAAUCUUAAGAGUUUUUUGGGGGGGGGCUGUUCUGUACAUAUUUGGCUCUAUUUCUGUGUAGAAUGUUUUUAUACACAGUAUCAGUCAAAAGUUUGGACACACCUACUCAGUCCAGGGUUUUACUUUAUUUUUACUAUAUUCUACAUUGUAGAAUAAUAGUGAAGACAUCAAAACUAUGAAAUAACACACAUGGG
Oncorhynchus mykiss (rainbow trout) is the source of this 3778-nucleotide messenger RNA. The record is from RefSeq and is a predicted model, not a curated record. NCBI's taxonomy places the organism in Eukaryota, Metazoa, Chordata, Actinopteri, Salmoniformes, Salmonidae.